AUGAAACCUGCACAACCGAGUCCAGUAGUUGCAUUCAUACGACGUAUCCCGACCCCAAUCGCGCUUGCCAUUGGUAUUAUCCUCGGGUUAUGUGUUUCUCAGCUAUGGAGUAGCAGCCAAUCGUCUCAAAGCUACCCAGCAUGGGAUGGUGGUGCAUCGCUAAAAUCACAGCGUCCGCAUCGAUUGAACAGCUUCCAGCCAACAGUCACUCCGAAUCCUGAACAACGAUUCCGUAUCCUUACUCUUCUCUCGACUCUCUCACAGCACCACACGCGCACAUGCACGCGUAAUUCCCAACCUGGCUAUGUGAAGCAAGUCGAGGAGCGGUAUACACCAUUAGUAGGCCAUAGCGUACCCAACAAGGGAAGCUGGUGGUCAGGCCACGAAGAUGAACACGCGUCAUCGAACAGAAAGAGAAGCGAACUCGCUGCAUUGGGGCACAAAUACUUUUUCGCCAUCAAUUUGUACAACUCGUUCGACGUUAUCCCAGAUCUUUUUGCGACCAUGUUCCGUGUUGCAGCUGUGCUGGGAUACCAAAACGUCUUUGUCUCGAUUUACGAAAACGGUUCUUCUGACCAGACCAAGGCCCUCCUCAGGAUUUUCGAUUCCCUUACCCGAAGCGUUGGGAUGCGAGUUGUGAUUCGCACGUCGAUGCGUCGUCGUGGAGCGUUCAACCACCGUAUCGAGUACUUGGCCGAGGUGCGAAAUGCUGCAAUGGUCCCCCUACACGAGUUGCGCGAAAACGAAGGAGAGGUCUUUGAUUCAGUCGUUUUCAUGAACGAUGUGUUGCCAUGCAUCGACGAUGUCCUCGAAUUACAUGUUCCACGACGGAGUGGGUGCUCCUGUGUUUACGAUAACUGGGUCGCACGAGAUAUCAACGGCACAGCACUCGAAAACGCUCCCUUUGAACAGGUCUUCCACCAUCCCGAAUCGUCGGACCGCUUCCAGCGUCACUUGCCGAUUCAAGUCCAGUCAUGCUGGAACGGUAUCGCUGUACUCGACCCUGCUCCAUUGUAUGCGACCCCACACGUGCGGUUCCGCAUGGCCAAGAUUGCAGAAGGCGAAUGUUCGGCCAGUGAGUGUAGUUUGAUCGGCAACGAUUAUUGGAAUGCGGGGUACGGUCGGAUUAUCAUGGUGCCGAGAGUCAAGCUUGCGUAUGACAAGAAAGUAUGGGAUAUCAUCCACCCCACACGUCGAAACUUGACUGCGAUCAGAGGGUAUGUGCGCCUCGGCGGUCUUCCUGACGAUCCUCGUACGGACCCACAAGACCGCUCAUGGUACGGACCUCAUGACCGUCUUUUCGUCCCUGAAGAGGCGGACCAGUUGGAGUUUGUGCCUGGACCUCCUUAUGUCUGGUGCUGGGGCUGGGACGGUGCAGGAGACUUGGACGGGCCCGAUGUCCGCCGUUUCCGGAUCCCGCUCGGUCUCCUAACACUCUUUAUCUUUGGCCAACUCUUGCUCAAAUCCCAACCCCAACUCCAGCCCAACAUUCCCGUUCAGAAAUGGACGACCCAGAUCAAAGCGUUCUUGUCCCAUUCUGCGCCCACACCGAUCGAACACCCAAUCCCGAAACUGAUGCUCGCGGCGCACAGAAAGUAUAAAAGCAUGAUCACGACGCAGAGCACGACGCUCGAAGAGGCCGUCAAGGAGUACGAGAAGCGGUACGGACGUCCGCCCCCGCGCGGGUUCGACGACUGGUUCAAUUUCGCCAAGGAGAACGGGUGCAAGAUUGUGGACGAGUACGAUGGGAUGGUCAAGGACUUUGAGCCGUUUUGGCAGUUGGACGGUGCAGAGUUUAGGAGACGGGCCGAGCAGGUCGGAGAAGUGACGAGUAUCGAUCUUGUGCGAAUCAAGGAUGGUAAAACGACGAUUGUCAAUGUGGAACGAGGGCAUCCCGGAAACGAGGUCGGCGCGCGUGCGCAGGGGUUUGCGAUGAUGAUUGAAAAGUAUCAGAGUAAACUGCCUGAUAUGACGCUCGCUAUUAAUGCCCGGUCAGAAGCACGCGUUCUCGUACCCUGGGUGCACCUCGAGUACCCAAAUAGCACAAACCAGGAUUCGUCCAUUGGGCUAACGGCCAUGUUGGGCGGUGCGGACCCAGACGGCGUCGACAAGGACGGAAAGCUGAUUCCCGAUUGGCGCGGUACCGGGCCACGGAUCGCGUCCGUCUGCAUUCUCGCGCGUCCAAACGCAUCUCCAAUCCAACACGGGCGAUUCCUCCGACCCACCACCACCACCAACAGCAGCGACAAGGAGAACAACCAGGACCCGUACCAGGGCGCCGGAUCGGACUUUUCGUUUGUGCCCUCGACGCAAGAGGCGUUUGACUAUUGCGCGCAUCCGAGCGCGCACACCCAGUCUGGGCAUUUCUUUUCGGACUGGAGGACGAUUCCUGCGUUGUACCCCGUUUUGAGCCCCGCCAAGGCGCCUGGGUUUAGCGAUUUGGUGAUUCCGAGUCAUUAUUAUUAUGCUAGUACUAAACGGUAUACCUAUGGAUAUGAUAGUAUUAAUACUGUCGUAAAGGACGUUGACGAUAUGGAGGACGUUGAUGAUAUGGAGGUUUCCGUGGGACCGCAAGGUCGAGAAGAUUUUUUGGAGAGGUGCUACGACGGGUGGUGGGAGCUCACCACCGGGGUUCAUGGCGCAGUACCAGAGGCAUAG
Rhizoctonia solani is the source of this 2658-nucleotide messenger RNA. Its product is annotated as alpha-1,3-mannosyltransferase CMT1. The record is from RefSeq and is a predicted model, not a curated record. The transcript is spliced from 12 exons. Lineage: Eukaryota; Fungi; Basidiomycota; Agaricomycetes; Cantharellales; Ceratobasidiaceae. Bases 1 to 2658 code for a protein of 885 amino acids.